Molecule: messenger RNA, 3683 nt
Organism: Phyllopteryx taeniolatus (common seadragon)
Lineage: Eukaryota; Metazoa; Chordata; Actinopteri; Syngnathiformes; Syngnathidae
Gene: tiparp
Product: TCDD-inducible poly(ADP-ribose) polymerase
Exons: 7
Coding region: 380-2464 (694 amino acids)
Molecular function (GO): NAD+ poly-ADP-ribosyltransferase activity; zinc ion binding
Source: RefSeq, a predicted model, not a curated record
CCGGAUCUCAAGUCCCACCCUCCAGCAGGUUAGGAGGCGGGCCCUGUCCCGGCAGAGGAGAGGCAGCACAGCGAUUGCCCUCACAGCUGAACUUCGCUCGUUGUGCUCGCUGAUCUCUUUGCUUUGACGAACGGCUCAAGGAUACAAAGAGACGGGCGGACAUGCGGUAGCGACAGAGCAUGAGAGCGACGGCGGCGGCGGCAGCGGAGAGAGACGACGCGGCUUACCCGGACUACCGUCUUGUUUUAUCGGCGUACGGAUAUUACUGUGGAGCUCUCUGACCGGGCUCCGCCGAUGUGCUCACCGGUUGUAACGUACCAAAGACCGCUGAGACCUGAUAAGGGCGACUUUAUCGCACAGGACCGCCGAGGUGUGCAACAUGGAUAAAACUUUGCACAUUCUCCAGAAAUCCGCAGACGGUGUACCGACUGGGAUCUCGCUGGAUGUGAGUUUAAACGUGGACGAAGGGGAGGACUUCACGGAACAAUCGAUCGUGGGACUCUCGGACAAAAUACCUCUGGUGAAACCUUAUUUCAAAAAGAAGCCGAGGAAAUUAGACGCCAAAUGCCUUCACCGCGCCUUGGAGGAGCCCAUCCUGACCACUCUGCUCAGCGGCGACAUGCCGGGGGACGGCGUGUUCGUGCCGCGGAAUCAGGCUGGACGCACGCCGGGGAACCUGUGCGCGGCGGUCGCCGCUAAACAGAACUGCAUCGUCCCGGUGUGUGGCCUCAAAGACACGCCGGCCGCGGACGCCGCCGCAGCGGGCACCGGAGAUGUGGAGAUGGCCGAUACUACUGCGGAGUUGGAGGAGACGGAGCGGCGAGGGGAGCGCCCCAAGGCGGGCCUCAGGGCUGCGGGGAGCACGGACACAAUAACGUCAGCAAGCAGGGAUGUACCUCCCAUAGUCGCACCCCAGGCUUCUCACCAGGAGGGAGCCAUCAAAAGCAAUGACCUCUUAACUCACCCCAAACCCCCCCCUACUAAAGACUGCACUUCCCUCCAGGACGCCCACCCCCUACUCCUGCAAUCCCCGCAGCCUGACAAAAGAGUGCUUUUUCAGAAUAAAAGUGAAGAGGCCUCCCUGGACUUGGUGUUUGAGCUUCUCACCCAGCUUCAGUAUCACACACACCAGUCAGACUCCGUGGACAUUUGUGUGGAUUUCCUCCAAGGACAAUGCGUGUAUGGCAGUGACUGCGCCCACCACCACACGGUCCUGCCCUACCACUGGCAGAUCCGCAGGAGCGAAACUCAGACGUGGCAAAGCAUAGCGGAUGAGUCCCAGGAACAGCUGGAGCGACUGUACUGCAACCCAGACAAUGACCAAGUCAGGCUCAAGUAUCAGGGGUCAGUGUUUUCCCUGGACUUUGGAGCCAUGCGGGUUUGUGACCUGAAGUUUGACCGUGUCCGCCGGCUGACCACUCCUCCCAAUCCUCUCGCCAUGCCCGUGACGAACCCAAACCCCACCCCUAGCUGUCACACAGUGUGGAAGUACUACUGCAGAGACAACUUUGGCUGGAGGGAAUACUCAGAGCCCGUGGUGAAGCUUAUAGAGAAGGCAACUCUCAGGGGUCUCAAGGAGGUGCGAUUCAUUACGCUCCAGAACCAGUAUAUCCUAAACAUCAGGGAGGGCUUCCAGCAGAACGCCAUGUUUGGGUUCAGGCGUCAGAUCAAGAAGCGGCCCAUGUUCAUGUCCUCGGUCAUGCUUGCACCACACCUCGAGACUUUGGGUGGCAUUUCUUCAUCUCCACUGCCCAGUUCUUCCUCCUCUUCCUCAUCAAUGGAUCUCACAGUGUCGCAUCCGCUCUCCCCGACGACCACCAACCCGCCGAGCCUUUUCCCUGAGACGUGGUUGCCCAUGGCAGUGAACCAGGACUUCCUGCAGGUGCCCGUGUCCCGAGACGACCGCAGCUACAGGACCGUAUACAGUUUGUUCCACAAAACGGUGGCCGAGACCAAGUUCAGGAUCAUUAAGAUACUCCGGGUACAAAACCCCUUCCUCUGGGAGAAGUACAAAAGGAAGAAGGAGUACAUGUCCAGGCGUAUGUCCGAGAUGGACCGGCUGCUGAGCGAGCGUCAUCUCUUCCAUGGCACCUCGGUAGAUGUGGUGGAGGGCAUCUGCAAGCACAACUUUGACCCGCGGGUCUGCGGCAAACACGCCACCAUGUUCGGCCAGGGCUCCUACUUCGCCCGGAAGGCCGUCUACUCACACAACUUCUCCAAGCGCUCGCCGAAAGGAGUCCACUGCAUGUUCCUGGCCAAAGUGCUCACUGGCAGGUUUACUGUAGGAAACCCUUCAAUGCGGCGACCGCCACCCAUCAACCCCCGCGAUGCCUCCAGUGACCUGUAUGACUCCUGUGUGGACAACUGGGUGGACCCUCAGAUCUAUGUCAUCUUCAACGACGAUCAGAGCUACCCGUACUUCAUCAUUCAUUAUGAGGAGGUGCCCAGCACGGUACCCCUCUGAGCACACUUUGUUUUAGGCUGCUCAGGUGGUUAGUGUCACCUAACUCCACCUAACGGCUUAAAACACAUUCUAAAAGACACUUACAAACGAAGCUGUCAACUGGACUCAAAAGGACUGGACUCUGCAGCCAAGAACCACAGACAUGUCCAGAGCAGACUUAACUGGGUACAACUGGACAACAAUCUAUGUCACUCCCUCAGUACGUUCGCAUGCACUGGAGAAUACCCAAUGACUGUAUUACUUAAUAAUUGGAUUGGAAUUCUGAUUGCUCCUUUUACACUUCAAUCGAUCCAAAACUGGAUCAAAAUCAAUUCACAAGAGACUGGUAGAAGGGUACAUCCAGUACAUGGAGAGUAGGAACUACUACUUAAUGAAAGUGUGCAUGUAAACAUACUGAGCAUUCAGUGGUGGAUGGCAGCUGGCAAGAUUCGCGCUUGGCUGUAAUCUUAAACCACGUUUACUUAAAUACAACUUUCUAGAAAAUCAAAUGUUAUCGCCCUUAUCUUUUUGACUUAGUCGUUUGGCUGUAAAUGAACACAGUGCCGUUUGCAGGUCACACCGUAGUAGAUGGUUGGCAUGUUUGACUUUAGUAUUUCAAGUAAGCAGCAACCGACAAAUGUAGGCUUCCAAUAACUCAGACCACGCUAUUCGUUAAAAACAAUAACAACAACAAAAAAACCUUGUGUUUUCCCAGCUGCUGGCCUGUAUGUUUUUCAAAUUUUAAGUCGAUGUGUUGCGUGUUUCUAUAUAGUGGAAAUAAAUCUCGGGGCCUCUUCAACCGGUCAAUGGAUGGGAGUUUUGAGUAAGACUUUUUCCAAAUGGACAUCUACGUACUGUAAGCCUUCAGGCAGAGGACUUAAUACGAAGUUACAACUGUUCCUGGUUGGCGUUGUUGCCUUGGCGCCCACCACUUUAGUUUCCGAAAGGGGGAAUUGAAGUACAUAGUUUUAAUGCUGAGGCUUCAGCAUCUUUCCCUCUCUCUCUCUCUCUCUCUCACUCUCUCUCUCUCUCUCUCUCACUCUCUCCAUCUCGCUCAUUCUCUCUCUUAUUCCCUCUCUCUGAUUGCUCAUGUUCAUUGACAGUAGAAAGGUUUGAUUGAAACAUACUGUACAAACGUUCUUUGUUUAUAUUUGAACUUGUGUGCCUUUUGUUCAUAAAAAAUGUUUAUUUAUGUUAGUUUAAUGUUACAUUGAUUGAAUAAAAAAAAUGGAAAAGCAAA